Molecule: messenger RNA, 2603 nt
Organism: Rubroshorea leprosula
Lineage: Eukaryota; Viridiplantae; Streptophyta; Magnoliopsida; Malvales; Dipterocarpaceae
Source: the annotation of a GenBank genome assembly
AACCUGACUCAGUCAACAGAGAAAACUCAAUGGAGAAUCCAAGGAAUCGUAGUCACUGUGGAGGUGGUGAAGAUGGGGAAAACAGGCAAUCCAUCAAUGACAGUUUGGACACUGACCAAUUUCUUAGUGGCCUUCUCCGGAAUAGUAGCUCCAUAGAUCGAAGCAGAGGACAAAAUCUCACCGAAAUCAACCAGCCGGCAGCCGGAGCAGAGCAGGUGGGGCAACAACAAUCAGAUCAACGUCAUCCUGCAGAUCUAUCAUCUGCAGAUUCUCAUCAUUCAAAAAGAAAUAUUCCUGAAGAUAGUGUUGCAGACCCGCGUGCCAGAAAAAGAGCAUACGAUAAAGCGUAUAGGGAGAGACUUAAGGAAAGCCAAGAGCGAACGAAGUCCAAACUGGAGACAGUUGAGCGUGAAAAUGAGAAUCUUUUAAAGGAAAAUGAAUCUCUAAAAAGGGAAAAUGAAACGCUAUCAAAGGAACUUAACAAAUUGAAGAAGAAGCACAAGAAACAACAUGAAAAUGAACAACAAAUCAUGUCCAAUCCGAAAACACUUGAGGCUCUAAAAACUGAAAAUGAAGCUCUAUCAAAGAAACUUGAUGAACUGAAGAAGAAGUACCAGAAGCAACAGGAAAAUGAACAAGAAAUGAAGUUCAAUUUGGAGACACUUGAGAUUGAAAAUAGCAAAUUGAAGGAAAAGUACAAGAAGCAACGCGAAAGUAAACGGCAACUAAGAUCCAGGCUCAAGAAAGUGGAAGCCGAAAAAGAGAGAUUAAUGGAUCGAAUUUUUGAAUCCCACGAUAUGUGGGUCCAUCGCAGGUCCGAAACUCAGUCAAACGAUCUGGCCCAAAUUAGAAGUAAAUUGGACAAUUUAGAAAAAGAACUUGUCUCAACGAAAGCAAGCAGUUACAGGGCGAGCUUAGCUGGAAGCAACAUCAACUUCAUCGGAGGUUUUGAGCAAGAUUUUCCGAACGUGGAAACAGAUGGUUCUAGGCGGAGCAGUCAAACAACAACGACGGCCACGCUUCCCUCAUCCCCGGCCUUUCUCAGUGGCGCCACUAGUCCAGCAACAGGGUCGCCUCCGUCAUCCUGCAGAUUUGAAUAUUGGAACGGGGAGCAGUCUGUGCCGGCGUUCAAGGAGUUCAAAUUGGCGGAGCUAAGAGCGGCCACCAAUGAGUUCAGCAGCGACCUCAUUGUGUCCAAUUUGGGAGAGAAGGCUCCCAACAAGGUGUACAGAGGGAAGCUGAAAAACAACCGUCUUGUCGCCAUCAAGCGGUUCUCCAAGCUCUCCUGGCCCGACCGCAAACAGUUUCUGAAGGAGGCCGCUGAAGUUGGGAAAAUCCAGCACAAGAGAUUGGUCAAUUUGAUCGGUUGUUGCGCCGAGGGAGACGAGCGAUUGUUAGUCGCCGAGUAUAUGCCUAAUGAUAACCUCUCCAAGCAUCUGUUUCACUGGGAAGAGAAGCCAUUGCCAUGGGAAAUGCGUGUCAGGGUUGCAUACUAUAUUGCACAAGCACUUGAUCAUUGCAAUACACAGAACCGCAAAAUUUAUCAUGAUUUACAUGCAGACAGAGUUCUUUUCGAUGAGGAUGGCAACCCUCAAUUGUCUAGUUUUGGAUUAAUGAAGAACAGCAGAGAUGGAAAAAGAUAUGGUGCUUAUUUCGCUUAUACUCCACCAGAGGUUUUGCAGACAGGUAGGGUUAUCCCGGAGAGUGUGAUUUACAGUUAUGGAACUGUUCUUCUGGACCUUCUAAGUGGACAGCAUAUCCCUCCUGACCAAGCAAUGGAUUUGAUAAAGGGAAAGAAUCUGUCGUUGUUAAUGGAUUCAUCCUUAGAAGGACAAUAUGCCAAUGGAGAUGCCUCUGAGUUGGUUGAACUGGCUUCAAAAUGUCUUCAGAAUGAAUCUAGAGAUCGACCAGAUAUCAAGUUUCUCUUGUCCACUGUGGCACCCCUUCAGAAGCAGAAAGAAGUUGCAUCACGUGUUCUGAUGGGUCUCUACACAGCUCCAGUGUUGCUGCCUACUAAGCUUUCUCCAUUGGGUGAGGCAUGCGCAAAGAAGGAUCUUACUGCAGCACAUGAUAUCUUGCUAAAAAAUGGUUAUAGAGAAGAAGAAGAGCGUUUAGCAAAUGAGCUUUCAUUCGAAGAUUGGACACAAGACUCUCAAGAAAUAUUGGAAACAAGGAAAUGUGGAAAUACUGCUUUUAGAGACAAGGAUUUUCAGAAUGCCAUUGAUUAUUACUCGAAGGUGGUGGCAAUGAUGUCGAAACCUUGUGGUACUGUACUUGUGAGACGGGCCUUUUCAUACUUGAUGAUCGGUCAAUCAGAACUGGCGUUGGGGGAUGCCACGAAAGCUCAGUUGUGCUUGCCCGACUGGCCUACUGCACACUACAUGCAAGCUCUUGCCCUUUCAAAGCUCGGAAUGGAAACUGAUGCACAGGACUCUCUGAACGAGGGUGCCUUCUUUGAGGCAAAGAGGUAGAAGCAGCUGGCUCCUCAAGAUGAUUAUUUACUAUUAGGCAUUAAAAAUUUCUUUGGAUGGAUAUGUAGAUCACUUGCCUAUUUCUACCAUGUACUGCUCAGACAUUGGAGGAAAUAAAUAGAAGUAAAUGUU